AUUCUGGUUCUCCCGUUCAUCCCUUCUCCUUCCCACCUCCUCAUUCCCCUCUCUCCUAAGCUCUUCUUUUGGCUUUUCUGAAGACGAACAAAAAGGCAAUUUUCCUUAAGAGACGCAAUUUUCCUUUGUUGUUAAUUGUUUCUUUUUUGUGUGGAGAUCAUCGGAGAGCACCGAUGGAGAACGAUUACAGAGUGAAUAUUGCUUCUCUCGGGAUGGAUCACGAUGUGGAGGCGACAGCUGAAUCUCAGAGCGAGUCGACUCUAUCGAACUCGCUCGAGUCCGGCCUUACGGUUGAAAGCUCGCGCGGUGAUGCGGAUUCUAAGCUGGAUGAAAGUGGUGGCUGGACGAAUGAGAAACACAACUCGUAUCUUGAUUAUUUAGAGAGCUCGUUUGUUAGGCAGUUGUAUUCCUUGCUUGGAGGAGAGACGCAGAGACUCUCUAGAACUAGCGAUGUGCAAGCUAUCUCUCACAAACCGGCUGAUCAGUUCACGGUACUACAAAAUGGAUGCCUGCAGAAGGUUAACUUCGGGAAGAAACGAGCUCUUUUAGAGUCGUCAUCCGAGUUUCGUUUUCAGAAAAAAUCCUCGAGACGGGAUCCUGAAUAUCGGAAUGGAAAGUACACCAUGGGAACUGAUGUACAAGGAAAGGUAUUGUGCAAGGAGGAAAUCGAAAAUUCCGGUGAUAAGGCUUCUACUAGAACAUGCAUGAAAAAUUCUUUGGGGCAUGAGUAUCCAGCUCAAAGCACUGCAGAGGCGUCAGGACAGAAUUUCAGAGAAGAAGAAGAGAAAGGACGUAAUUCAGAGGUGUGCAGAAAACGCAGAAGAGAAGCGAGUUAUGAUGAUAGUUCAGUGAAUGAUCAGGUGGUGCCGUAAGGAUGGUGAAGCUCAGGAAAACGAUACAAAAAGGCGGCAAUAAGAAGUGUAGAUGAGUUACUAUGAAUAGAGAUACAAAUAGGAAGUGUGGGUGGAGAAUGUGGUGGGUUUCAUUUGUUGUAUAGAAUGAGACUGAGGCUAAAGAGAGCCUUAUAAAGGGGAAUCGAAUGGGAUGAAAUUAGGAUUUGUUUUUGUUUGUUAAAAGUUUUGUCUAUGUUAUCUAGGGGGAAAAAGUAUUUGAUUAGUAUCAAGCAUGAUCUGCGUUUCUUCCUUAGCUUUUCAAUCUUUAAUUCUUUUUUUUUUUUUUCAUUUACAAUAGUAUUCUUUGUCAUCAUUUUCUAUGAUAGUAGUUUGCUAUGAAUUUUAUAAAUUCUUUUAAUUGUAGUUACUUUUUUUUGUUUAUUUUGGACCUUUUGGUCACACUAGAAACAUGUGUACACAACGAAUGUCUUGUAAAAGAUAACGAUAUUUCCUACGGUGAAUGAUAUAC
Messenger RNA from Thlaspi arvense, 1362 nucleotides. Lineage: Eukaryota; Viridiplantae; Streptophyta; Magnoliopsida; Brassicales; Brassicaceae. The record is from the annotation of a GenBank genome assembly.